AUGAGGUUCGUGACAGUCGCUGCGGCGACGCUGCCAAGUGUGCCGCUCGACUUUGAGGGCAACAGAGAUCGUAUUCUAGAGUCCAUCAAGCUUGCCAAAGAGAAGGGUGCAACUUUACGAACGGGUCCGGAAUUGGAGAUUCCAGGAUAUGGAUGCCUCGAUCAUCACCUUGAAGGCGAUACCGAACUCCACAGCUGGGAAGUCCUGGCUGAAAUUAUCUCAGACCCUGUUUGCAAGGACAUGCUCGUCGACUUAGGGUUGGGUGUCAAGACCAGGAAUGUGCAGUACAACUGCCGAGUGCUUUGCACAUACAAGAAGAUUUACGCUAUUCGGGCAAAGCAAGCACUUGCCGGAGAUGGUCUCUAUCGCGAGCCCCGUCACUUCACGGCAUGGGUCAAGGAGCGACAGGUAGAGACGCACAAGCUGCACAAAGUUGUACGGGAUGUCACCGGGCAGACCACGGUACCCAUUGGUGACUUCAUCCUCGAGACCCCCGACACUUCUGUGACCUGCGAGACUUGCGAGGAGCUAUUUGUUCCUAGGAACCCAUCAAUCUUCAGUGGCCUCAAUGGUGCUGAAAUCAUUCUUAACUCCAGUGCCUCGCAUGCCGAGCUUCGUAAGCUUGGCACGCGUCUGAACCUCAUCUCGAAUUCGACACGUAGCAAUGGUGGACUAUAUGUCUAUGCAAACGCCUCUGGAAUUGAUGGCGAGGCAAGAAUGCUCUUCGAUGGAAGCAGCAUGAUCAUCCAGAACGGCGAAGUCCUGGCCCAGUCAUCACAGUUUUCACUGCUCCCUGUAGAAGUCACUGUCGCCACUGUCGACCUUGAACGAGUUCGCAGCUACAGGACUAGUGCCAGCCGAAACGUCCAAGCGGCCCGUCAGCCCGAAUAUCCCCGAAUCGACUGCGACAUUGAGUUGGCCCGCCCAAGUGAGGAAAUCUUCAGGUCCAACAAGGUGAUCGCCAUGGAAAUUCCCAUUCGCAUCUUGGAUCCUAUGGAGGAGAUCCAUAUGGCCACCUCGGUGUAUCUAUGGCAGUACCUAGUCCGCAGCUCAGGUGCUGGCUUUUUCCUGGCAUUGUCUGGAGGACUUGAUAGCUCAUCUGUUGCUCUGUUCGUCUAUGGCAUGGCCAAACUGGUCUUGCUCUCCAUCAAGAACGGCGAGGAGAACACUCUGAAUGAUUUGCGCAAAGUCACGGGCAUCAAUGACUACGUACCCGAGUCGCCGGAGGAGAUCGUUGGCAAGCUGCUCCACACGUGCUUCAUGGGCACAGUAAACAGCUCAGAUGAAACUCGAUCGAGGGCAAAGAGACUUGCAGAACGCCUCGGCGCUUACCACACUGACAUCAACAUCGAUAACGCCGUCCAGGCACAUGAGUCGAUUAUUGAGAGCGCACUCGGUGGCUUCAAGCCCAAGUAUGCAGUCGAAGGGGGUACCAACAGUGAAAACCUGGCGAAGCAGAACAUUCAGGCCAGAAACCGACUAGUGGUAUCUUAUGAGCUUGCGCAACUGUCCACUCAGGCCCGAGGCCUUCCGCGAGCCGGUGCUUCUUUGCUUGUCCUGGGAUCGGGCAACGUCGACGAGAACCUCCGUGGAUACUAUACCAAGUACGAUGCUAGUUCUGCGGACCUUGCGCCCCUCGGGUCGAUAUCCAAAAACGAUGCCAAGGACUUCCAGCGCUGGGCACGCGACAACUGGGACCUUAGCAUCAUGUCCGAAUUCAUCGAUGCGAUCCCAUCGGCUGAGCUGCUUCCCCUUUCGGCCGGCGUCCAAGCUGAUGAGGUGGAGAUGGGUUUGACGUACUCGGAACUGUCGGACUUUGGAAUUCUCCGCAAGGUUGACAAGCUCGGCCCGUGGUCGGCGUACCUGCGCCUCCUCAGCCAAUGGAAGGAGCGUCCUGGCUUUGGCCCUCGCGAGAUUGCAGAGAAGGUGUUCCUCUUCUUUAGGUUCUAUGCCAUCAACCGACACAAGGCUACCAUCAUCACUCCCAGCGUCCACUUGUCCGCGUAUAAUCCAGACGACAACAGACAUGAUCUGCGCCCGUUCCUGUAUGUUGUUAACUGGCCUUGGCAGUUUAACAAAAUCAGGAGACAUGUCGAAGAGAUGGAGAAGGUCAUGUAG
Pyricularia oryzae 70-15 is the source of this 2118-nucleotide messenger RNA. RefSeq names its product glutamine-dependent NAD(+) synthetase. Lineage: Eukaryota; Fungi; Ascomycota; Sordariomycetes; Magnaporthales; Pyriculariaceae. Gene Ontology annotation, biological process: NAD+ biosynthetic process. The record is from RefSeq and is a predicted model, not a curated record. The transcript is spliced from 8 exons. Gene Ontology annotation, cellular component: cytoplasm. Gene Ontology annotation, molecular function: ATP binding; glutaminase activity; NAD+ synthase (glutamine-hydrolyzing) activity. The coding region runs from base 1 to 2118 and encodes 705 amino acids.